Messenger RNA from Esox lucius (northern pike), 2444 nucleotides. It is a transcript of the gene tfeb, whose product is annotated as transcription factor EB. Gene Ontology annotation, cellular component: nucleus. Lineage: Eukaryota; Metazoa; Chordata; Actinopteri; Esociformes; Esocidae. Gene Ontology annotation, biological process: humoral immune response; positive regulation of DNA-templated transcription; regulation of transcription by RNA polymerase II. The transcript is spliced from 12 exons. The record is from RefSeq and is a predicted model, not a curated record. Bases 465 to 1958 code for a protein of 497 amino acids. Gene Ontology annotation, molecular function: protein dimerization activity; RNA polymerase II cis-regulatory region sequence-specific DNA binding; DNA-binding transcription factor activity, RNA polymerase II-specific.
UGCUUGGUGGCCGGAUUUGUCACAAGUGCACACAGGUGACCAGGGACGCUCCGUACCCCGCUGACUGACAAUACAUCAUAGCCAGCGGAACGAAAACAAUUACCAGCUGGUCAUCUGAGUGUGUCUGCUGUUUUACCAAAAAUAAUAACGACACCAAAAUCCGCCUUUUUAGCAUAGGCUAGUUUGUGUGUAAGGAACCCGGGAGUUCAGAUGACAGUAGGCUGUUGGAGCGCACGCACUGGUGGAAGAGCCGCGUAGUUUCCCGAACCUACACUUCCAACUUCGUAUCGUCUGACCUUCACAGCGGCCCAGCAGAGUGUCCAGCGAUGUAGAGUGCAGCGUGAGGAGUACAGUCCCAUCUCUGUCAUCAGCACUUUCCUUACAAAGAGGUUCCGGUCUCUCUCGGGCUGGACUGCGGUGCGUCUGCGUCGGCUCGCCCCCCCCUCCCCCCUCGCCACCCAGCCAUGGCCUCGCGGAUUGGGCUGCGGCUUCAGCUGAUGCGAGACCAGCUGCAGCAGGAGGAACAGCGGGAGAGGCAGCAGCAGCAGAAUGCGGCCCUGCUGUACAUGCAACAGCAACGCAUGGCUGCCCCCAGUCCUGCCAUCAACGCCCCACAACACUACCAGAGCAUGCAGGUUCCUGUGGAGGUGCUCAAGGUACAGACUCAUCUGGAGAACCCUACAGAUUAUCACAUCCGCCAGUCCCAGCGACAACAGGUGAAGGAGUACCUCUCCACCACCUACGCCACCAAACAGACAGUUCAUGCAGUAACAGGUGUGGUGCAACCCUCCCCUCCCCCCGCCCUGCCUCACCAGGGGGCCUCUUCCUCAGCCCCACCUCCGCUCCAGUCCCCACGGCUCCGUACGGAGCAGCUCAUCACAGGAAACAGUGCACCCAACAGCCCCAUGGCCAUGCUCAACAUUGGCUCCAGCCACGAGAACGAGGUACAUGAGAUGGAUGAGGUUAUCGAUGACAUCAUCAGCAUGCAGUCGAGCUAUGACGACAUCCAGCAGUAUAUUGACCCGGUCCAAAUGCCUAACACGCUCCCUCUGUCCAGCAGUCACCUGGAUGUGUACACGGGGCCAGGGAUGACCGGUCAAUCCAUCGCCAUGACCAGCAACUCCUGCCCUGCUAACCUGGCCAUCAAACGAGAGCUGACGGAUGCAGAAGCCCGUGCGAUGGCCAAGGAGAGACAGAAGAAAGACAACCACAAUCUGAUCGAGAGACGGAGGCGGUUCAACAUCAACGACCGUAUCAAAGAGCUGGGCGGGAUGAUCCCCAAGACCAACGACCUGGACGUGCGCUGGAAUAAGGGCACCAUCCUGAGGGCCUCCGUGGAGUACAUCAAGAGGAUGCAGAAGGACAUGCAGAGGACGAGGGAGGUGGAGAACAACUUCAAAAGGAUGGAGAUGGCCAACAAACAGCUGUGGCUACGUAUCCAGGAGUUGGAGAUGCAGGCCCGUCUUCAUGGCAUCCCCUGCUCCUCUCCUUCUGGGAUGGGUUCUGGAGACCCGGCGGGUUCCUAUGUCAAACAGGAGACCAGCCCUGAGGAGAAGCUCCACCAGCAGCACCAGCAGGUUCAGACCCAGGGCCAGCAGCACCUCCACCACCCCCAGUCACACCACCUCCAGCCCAGGCAGCUGCCUCCUCUCCCCCCACACCUCCAGCCCCAGCUCCCCCUCCAGUACCCAGCCGUGGGCAGCUCCCAGCCCUUUGACUUUGCCCAGUCGCUGGACUUGUGUGACGGGGUGCCCGGCUACCCGGAUGGUCUGUCGGGGCUAGGGGACCUUGGCCUCCUGGGUACCCAGGGAAGAAGAGGCGAUCUGGGCUUCAUGAUGAUGGAUGAACCCCUGUCUCCUCUAGGCGGAGACCCUCUGCUCUCUGCCAUGUCCCCUGAGGCCUCGGUCGACUCCAGCCGCAGAUCCAGCUUCAGCAUUGAGGAUGCAGAUAUACUGUAGAGGAAGUGUUCAUUCACACAUGGUCACAAACACACACACACACCGUUCACAAACAUACUCACACACUCACUGUAGAACCACUGAUAUAGUAUAUGGUACGCACAGAUCUCACAGUGGACCCACAGAAAUCACUGAUGUACUAUUACAUGAUGAUGAUCGGUUCAACAAGUCUGCAAAAAUACACUCCUAAUACACCCAUAGAUUUAGGGAACACACCAUCACUCUCAUAGCACACUUUUUAUAAACAAGAUUUAAAUUUAAAUCCACUUUCAACAGCAGUUCUUAAUCAAAUCCACGUCUCAGAUUGAAAUACCACUGUAAAUAACAGAGCACGGCUGAAUUACACAGACACAGAAAUACAUAGACAGUCAGACACAGCAUAGAGACAGACACACACAGACACUUCUGGUUGACUCUAAAAAUGGCAGGCGCCCUGUUCUAGGAAGGGAAAUGUAAGACAUUGACAGAGCCCCCCCCCCACACAAA